Molecule: messenger RNA, 849 nt
Organism: Nerophis lumbriciformis (worm pipefish)
Lineage: Eukaryota; Metazoa; Chordata; Actinopteri; Syngnathiformes; Syngnathidae
Source: RefSeq, a predicted model, not a curated record
AUGAGUGUUUUUCAUUUAUUUCGUGGCUUCUUCGGGGUUCCCGGUGGCCGAAGGGACCCUUUCUUCGAGGCCAUGACCCGUGAUGAUGAAGACGAUGAAGAUGACAGCUUCUACGAUGACAGCUUCCGGGGGGACGGACAGGACCCCUUCGACAGUGCUUGGAAGUUUGGUUUUAGCUUCAGUCCCGAUGGGAUGAGAAUCCAAGAACCUCCUUUGUUUGGGCACGUUCUCAGGGAGAUGGAGGAGAUUUUUUCCCAUCUGGGUCACUGGGAUUCGCAAUCCGGUGUUCCCAGCAUUGCACCACCGCCACGUCAGGACGGAAAACGUGGUUCUAGCGGGAACCCCCUCAGAGACUUCAUGCUGAAAUAUCCCGAUAGUGAUAUACGAGGGAGAAAGGAGUCGCCACAAUUACCAAACUCUACUCCGUUUUCAAAAUUCAGUGAUGUCUGGAUGGAUAAGCUACCAAAAACACCAAAAGAUGAGUGCAAAAAAGAUCAAGAUCUUGAUUCUGCCGUGUCCGUUGGCGGUCUGGAUCAAGUUCUGACACCACCCGCCGACCUCGUGCCAAGUCAGCAGCCUCGGAGCAGGUCCUUCUUUCAGUCGGUCACAGUCACCAAAGUGCUGAAACCUGACGGGACUAUGGAAGAGCGGCGCACGGUUCGAGAUGGCCGAGGCAACGAGGAGACCACCGUUACCCACUCGAGAGGUCAUGGUGGUCAGGAGGGACCAGAUCAUCAAAUUGGUUACUGUGCUAAUUCAAUGCCUGCUCUCCUUUCAGGCACUCGCUUCUCAGACAUGUGGGGAGAUGAUACAGACUCCUUCACAAAGCUUUUCGGAGGCUUUAAAUGA